UAGUAUCUAUUGCUGUGAGUUCUUCAUUCUUCGAAUUGUAAAAUUAUUAAAAAAUAGUGUUAUAACUUUUAUAUUGCUAUAUUAUUUCUGGUUUUGUAAAAGUUUUCAACAACAAUGGGUAGAAAAACUAAGAAUCCCCAACGUUCUAAAAGCUUGGGUUCAAAUUCAAUAAUAAGCAUCCAAAAAAGGGAAAAUUUUAAAAAGAAAAGCAGGAAAUCGAGACAAAAAAUUAAGAAACUGUUUGAUGAACUUCGCAACGAAUCAUCCACUUCUUUGAGUUCUUCAAAUUGUACUGUAAUAGAAGUUGAUACUCAAAAUACUGAAGGUACAGGUACCAGGAAUGCUGAAAUUCUUAACAAACCAAUAAACAAUAAUGGUAGCCCUAUUAUCAUUGGUGAUGAUGAUUUAGUUAUCAACAAUGCACCAUGUCCUAUACAAUGUUCUACACCUUUAUCACAUAGUAAACAUAUAAUAAAUAACAGUAUAAUCCCUGAAUCUACACUUAAUAAUAAUUCACUACAAAAUUUCAAAGAUGAUGUAGAAAAUUUAACAAGGGAAAUUAAUAGAGAUUCAUAUUUAACAAUAGACCUAACAACUGAUAGUGUUCAAAACAUAAGUAAUCAGUCAAAUUACAAUACAGUCAUAGAUUUAGUUAACACAUCUGAUAUACAAGACUGUACAAUUGUUAAUGAUAACCUUUCAAUGAGCGGUGAUUCAGAUGUAACAGUGUUAAAUACCAAAAGAAAGAAAACUAGGCUUAAUAAUAAGCAAAUGCAAAAAUUUGCGAAUGGUAUUGCAAAUUUAGAUUCCUCGGAAAGAGGGAAACUACUGGAAUAUAUUGCAAAGAAAAUUUUUAAUCAAUCUAAAGGACCAGAUAGUACAACUAACAGUCUGCAUAGUGUAAAGAAUGAUGUAAAUCGUGCAACAGAAACGGUAGAAGAUACCUACAUCAAAGAGGUGAUACUCGGCCAGGUGAAUUCUAGAAAUAGCAUAGGCAGUAAUAUAUAUAAUCCUGAGAGAGAUAUUAAGAAUAAAACCGGCCUAAGAAUGAUUGUUAUAGAUGGGAGUAAUGUUGCAAUGCAGCAUACGAAAGGAAGAAUCUUCUCAGUGAAGGGUCUAAAAAUAUGUAUAGACUACUUUCUUCAACGUGGCCACGUGGUUAAAGCGUUUGUGCCUCAUUUUAGAUGUAAAUAUGGCAAGAGUACAGACGGCAAACUGCUUGAUCAAAUGGAAAGGCAAGGCUUAGUUGUGUACACACCAUCGAGGGAAAUACAGGGAAAGAUGAUCACCUCAUACGAUGACAGGUACAUUGUACAGUGCGCAGCCGAAUUCGACGGAAUUAUAGUUUCUGGUGACAACUACAGGGACCUGUUGACAGAGAAUCCAAGAUGGCGGCACGUUAUUGAAAACAGAUUAUUACAAUUCACUUGGGUCGGUGAUAUGAUAAUGUUCCCGAGAGACCCAUUAGGAAGAAACGGUCCUACUUUGGAACAAUUCCUAAAGCACCCGUCUCCGUCAAUGCAAUGUUAAACAACAGACAAAAAUAUAUUAAAAUUGUUGUUGUGCCAUUUAAUGGAGACUUACAAACAAUAUGGUAUACAUUUUCGACAUUGUUUGAAAUUUAUUUAUAAUUAUACACAAGUAAAUAUAAAAUAAAAAUCUGUAUUUGUGUAAUUCUUGUCUUAAGAAUACCAUAUAUAAUAUAUAUAUUAUGAAAAAAACUUG
Molecule: messenger RNA, 1725 nt
Organism: Nymphalis io (European peacock)
Lineage: Eukaryota; Metazoa; Arthropoda; Insecta; Lepidoptera; Nymphalidae
Exons: 6
Coding region: 115-1530 (471 amino acids)
Cellular component (GO): nucleus; cytoplasmic ribonucleoprotein granule
Molecular function (GO): RNA endonuclease activity; mRNA binding
Source: RefSeq, a predicted model, not a curated record